Pocillopora meandrina is the source of this 4572-nucleotide messenger RNA. NCBI's taxonomy places the organism in Eukaryota, Metazoa, Cnidaria, Anthozoa, Scleractinia, Pocilloporidae. The record is from the annotation of a GenBank genome assembly.
AUGCUCCGAAAUUUUUGCUUUUUAACGUGUCGUCGAGUUUUUCACAUCAUGAGCGACAAAUCGGUGGCAAAACAAACCGUACGCAUCGCUACUUUUAAUGUCCUAGCUCCGUGUUACAAUUGGUUAAGGUAAGCUCAUCUUUUUAUUGCAACAUAAUGCCCACAUCGUGGAAUAACACAAUUUAAGGUUUCUUUUGUACUAGUUCUUCGCCUGCAUCAUAUGUUAACGCAGGAAGACUACACUUUAUGUUCGUGGUUAAUUAUUGUUGACAUGAGAGGAACAAAAUCUAAGAAGGUUAUAAAUAAAGCUCUUAAUAUUGCAUAUCUAACUCAUAUCUCGGUCUGAAUAUCUCUAUGAAGUCAGAUCGAAUGUUUAUCGAUGCUUGUGUGCUAUUUUUUGCGCCCUCAUGAGCUGUUUGAAGUGUCUUUUUGCGGAAUUACUUUUGGCUGGAGGCCGUCUAUAGUAAUUUUUUAAAAAGACACUUCAAACAGCACAAGAAGGCGAAUAAAUACCACAAAUACAUCGAUUAUAAUUUCAUUUAAUGAUAAUGAGAUAUUCAAACUGAGAUGUAAUUUUGAUAUGCAAUUUCAGAGCUUUAUUUGUAACCCUUAUAAAUUUUGUUUGUCUCAUGUCAACAAUAACGAACCAUGAACACAUAGUGUGGUCUGCCUGCAGUGUUAAUAAUACUGUUUACUUACUUUGGAAUAAAAUGGCUAGUGUGUGAUCAUGGUUAGCAAAUGGAAUUCUGUUGUGAACAGACUUACAGGCAUGAAAAUUCACUUAUCACAGAGCUUUUGAAAAAUGGGACAUUAUGAGCUUAAGAUAAUGCACAUGAUGGAGACUGCUAUGAUUAUGUUAAGUGUAUAAUUAUUUGUCUUGUAACAUUUCAGUGGCUGGUGGGAUCGCAGUGAAAGCAGUAACCCCAACCUAUACAUACCAAGAUUCCGUGCCAUUAUUGAUCUUAUAUCUAAACAGAAGCCUAGUGUGGACAUUAUUUGUCUUCAAGAAUUUUGGUUUCAUGGUGAUGUCAUGGAACUUUUUGAUAAACAGUUUGAAGAAAAGUAAGAUUUGUUUCUAAUAGGUUGUCCAACAAAUUCAUGUCUGUGAUCUUCACUCAAGUCCAAGAUAAUGUCACCCCAUUCCUUAAAACAUGUAAACCUUGAGGAUUACCACUCAUUAUGCAAUAUGCAUUCUACAGCAGUCCUGUUGCUAACCUCCUGAAAAAAUUUCAAGCUGAAUUAGACCCACUUAAAUGUAAUAGUUUUCAUUUAUUUUGUAAGUUUCAGCAUUAAGAUGUGACUAUAACCAUAAUGAGUUACAACUGGGUAAAAUGUGAGUUUGAGCCUGGCUUUGAAUCUCAAAGUUCAUGUGUCAUAAGGUAUUAUUAUUAAAGUGUACCAGCUUAGAUUUGAUAUAAAUCAUUUUUCAUUGGUAUUGGGUCAAGAUGAGUUCAAAUCAUGUAUAAUAUGCUUAAUGUAACCAUAUUCAUUCUACUUUGCUGUUGUAGAUACAGAAUAAUAAAACUAAAGAGGACCGGUUUUAAGACAGAUGGCCUCGCAUUAUUGAUUGAUCGCUCAAUUAGGUAAGUUCUCUUAUUAUUAUGUGGCUUCUUUAUGAUGCAAGAAAAAGUAUAACUGUUACAAAGCAUAGAAGGAGUUCCAUUUUUAGGCUGAAUACAUAUUGAUUGUUACAUAGAGACAUUUGCUACAAGUUAAUGUCUUCAAACUGAAUGAUUUUCCACUUUUUUCUCUUUCUUUUCCUGUCUUUUGUCUCUUUCUUUUUACUUUCUUUUUCCUUUUUUUGCAGCAUACUGUCUAUAUGUCCUAUUCGUUUCAAUGAUAUGAAUCGCAGAGUAGCUUUACUAGUCCACCUUCUGUUGCCAAAUGAGCAAGAGGUAUUGUGCUCUGUGAAUGAUCUGUAUCUUGAAGUAUAUGUCCAGUUAAAUCUGUUGUCACUAAAACCUGUUAUUGGUUAAAAACAAGCACUGAGAGUUAGUUUAACAGUAACAAUUUUAUUAUCUUAUCACAUUAGAUUAUGCUUAUGACAACACAUCUGACAUAUUGCUCAAACUUCAUUGACCAAUUGCUACGAAUGGUGAGCACACAAAAAAUUUAUGAAUAUUUGUUUGAUAGUUAACUAGAUUGAAUGGUAAAACAUUUAGUGAAGUCAAGCUUAACCCCAUCAUACUUUUCUCAAUUUGAAUAUUUGUGGGCAAUAAUCAUACUUAAAUUAUGAAUUGGUUGUAAACGGAAGCUUAUUAUGUUGUCAGAAUUUAAAUUUUUGUUUGAUUAUUUUCUUUACAGUCUCAAAUAAAGAAAGUGAAAAACGAAAUUGAAUCAUAUCAGCAGAAGUAAGUGUAUUUUACUGUAGAAACCUAAAGCUUCAGUUGAUAAACAACAGCUUUUACACUCACAAGUAUGAUGAUUUAAUAUGUCUAACAUUUAAGUCUGAAUAUUUUCACAGAAAUAAUGUAGAAAACAUACCUGUGGUGCUAGCAGGAGAUUUUAAUGGCUGCCCAGAAGAUGAGGUGUAUGGCUUUGUGAUUGAAAAUGGUUUUGUGUCAUCAUACAAAACUGUGCACUGCAGAGAACCUCGUGUAACACACAGACUUUAUAGCGGUGAAGAGAUACUUGUAGAUUAUAUAUUUUACAGGUGAGAGUUCACAUUUUAAGAUUUUAAUUUGAAGGUCAGAGUGUGCCCAACAAAUUUUAAUUACAUCACUAGAAAAGCUUCACUGUGGUUAAGUUCUGAAAUUAGAAUGACAAGGCUUUUAAUGAUGGCCUUGUUUUGAUUAUAACAUUGAAAAUGAUACAUGGCCUUUUACAUUGAGUGAAAUUUUUAGCACAUGUAUUUUGAAACUCUUCAGCUACUUUUUUAUUUAUUUGCAUUGAAAGAUGAGUUGUGCCUGUGAGAUGACAGAAGCAAACUGUCAGACCUGACUCUUUCCACUAAAUUGUUUUUCUUCACAUUCAUUUUCUUUGUUUUUUGCAGAAAUCCACCUCAAUCUCAACUUGUUCCUAUAAAAUCCAUAGUGUUGCCGGCAGAAUUCACUGAUGAAGUAACGUUUACUUUGCUACUAUUCAGGGCUUUGUUAACCUUUCAGUUUUUAAUUAUUAUGAUACUACAGGAGUUGGUUGUGAGAAAAGUUUAAUGAAAAUACAUGUAAACACAGUAUAUGGCCGGCCUACCUACCUGUAGUUCCCAAACAAAUCACGUGAAGUUCAUUUUGUCUGUAGAGUACUUGAUUGUGAAAUCAAAUGAUCAAAGGAUAUUUAAAGCUGAUACUAGUUUCUACUUUGGCGUUCUCUAAUCGAGUUAGUAUAAUGAAGGUUCGAUUGCCAUUUCAGCUGCUGAUGUACAUUACUUACAAAGAUCCUCUUUCUUUGUUGAUAGGAGUGGCCCAAGGAGUUCACUUUGUCUGAUCACAGGAUGAUAAUGACGGAAUUUGAGCUUGAGACUAAACAGGAUAAUCAACCUGAUGGUCAGAAGAGCAGUGAGCAGUUGGAUCAAAGAAAAGUUAUGUGUCAUGACUAUGACAGAGUUUAAGGAUUAGAGGGUCUAAAAAUUCAAUUUGUCUUUCAGCCAAUUGGUCGAACUGUGAGACAGUCAGACUGAUUGGCAGUCAGACAGUCGGACACUACGAUGCCUGCAUUUACGCAGAAUGUGUUUUUUUAGUGUAUUGUGCUCUAAGCACUUUGCUCCUGAGGAUUCCCAGACUCAGUAACCUUAGUGUGCUAUUCAAAUGGGAAUAAUAAUGUUACAUUAGUACUACACCUCGUUUCAAACUGUAAAUUUCACACACCUUAUAAUAGUAUUGUAAAUAAAAUAUAGCCGUUUGUAGUCAACACGCGAUCGUAAUGAUUUAUCUGUUGUCUAAUCAGUUCCUGCUUUUUCCUAUAAUCUAAUGUACCAUUGGUACCUAUGACUCAAAAGUAGUUUGCUGCACCAUUUAGCAAAUAAUAAUAAGGAUGAAAACUUUUAAUGUAGCACCAAUUAGCAGCACGUUACCUAAGAGUGGUUUUAAUUGGAACAUUUCUUUUGACAUAGGGUGUCCGGAAAUAAGUUAGUUUUCAUGAAGGUUGAAGAUAUAGAUUAUAUAUUUUAUUUCGUAAGAUCAAGUUGCGUUCGUUUGUUUAGUUUGUCAAAUAAGCUAGCGUUGGUCAGAUAUGUUUGUCUUAAAGCUAACUAACUUUAUUUAUUUACACAGUUGUUUUCCGUGGCUUUUUGUCUUGAAGGGGAGAAUUGUCGCUUUAAUUGCCAGCAUGCAAUAACUUUUGACGGCAGGAAAUAAUCUACUCGGGAUCCGUGAGACCUACUGAUGUGAAACAUCAAAUUUGUUUGCGUUUAACAUUUCGAUUCACUAAAACAUAAAAAAGGAAACUUUUUCUGCUCAAUAUAUUUAAAGGGAAAGAGUCGGUCUGAGUUGUUCAGACUCACAAAGAGUCAAGACGAUACGAAAAUGAGAUUAAUUAACAUUUAAAGUAGAUAUGAAUUCUCGCUUCCGUAUUUGUCGCAAAAAUCAUUUCUUUUAGGGAACGUGGUCCAUAGAUAUUAUUAGGUCGCAAAUGAGUG